Trematomus bernacchii (emerald rockcod) is the source of this 3742-nucleotide messenger RNA. Its product is annotated as kinesin-like protein KIF3C. The coding region runs from base 551 to 2761 and encodes 736 amino acids. Lineage: Eukaryota; Metazoa; Chordata; Actinopteri; Perciformes; Nototheniidae. Gene Ontology annotation, biological process: microtubule-based movement. The record is from RefSeq and is a predicted model, not a curated record. Gene Ontology annotation, molecular function: ATP binding; microtubule motor activity; microtubule binding. The transcript is spliced from 9 exons.
GUGUGUGUGUGUGUUUUGGGUACAGGAGGGGAGCUCCGUCUCUCUGCACAGACCGAGCUCGGAGCAUCAGUGAGCGGCGGAGAGGAUGCGGGACGGCGGUGUGUGUGUAGCGGAUCUACCGGGCGUGUAAAAAGCAGGACGAUAUGAGUGUGACAUCUGAACUGAACGCUAUUAUUGUCGGCAUUGUUGGAUUUUUUUUUUCACCGAGUGAAUCUGGACGUGGAUCUGCAAUGGAGCGUCGAUCCUGUGAGAGCUGCUGACCGUGUGUGUGUGUGUUUGUGAGCUAAUAUUACAGACAAUAAUGAAAGGAGAUUAGCCAUUAGGCAUAGACACAGCUCAGAAUAUCUUGGUAAUUAGUCGGUUUUUUCUAAGGGACUGUGGCUAUUUUCCUUUUAUGAUAUAAUCAGGUAGCAUUACUGAAUGUGUUAUUAAUGAUUUAAAAAAAUCAAUGGUUACACAAUUUGUUGGCAGACAGCAGGCUGAUUAAAGGCCUAUUUUGAUUGUCAUUUUAUAAAGUGUCCUUUUGUUGCUUACAACGAGAGAGGCAAUCAUGUCUAAAAAUAAAAGCAGCGAGUCAGUGAAGGUGGUAGUUCGAUGCCGGCCCUUGAACCGGAGAGAGGAGUCCAAUGGGCCUGCAGGGAGCAUCGUGAAGAUGGACAUCCGGCUCGGACAGGUGAUCCUCAGAAACCCUCGAGCCACAGCCAGCGAGCCCCAGAAAACAUUCACAUUCGAUGCAGUUUAUGAUGCAAACUCCAAACAGCGAGAUCUGUACGACGAGAGCGUGAGACCUCUGAUAGAUUCGGUUCUCGCAGGGUUCAAUGGCACCAUAUUUGCGUACGGACAAACCGGAACUGGGAAGACGUACACCAUGAUGGGGGCGUGGAUGGACCCCGAGAAACGUGGCGUGAUCCCCAACGCUUUUGAUCACAUCUUCACACACAUCUCCCGCUCACAGUCUGAUAGGCAGUACCUGGUGCGGGCGUCCUAUCUCGAGAUCUACCUGGAGGAGGUUCGGGAUCUCCUGGAUCCGAACCACGGGAAUGCCAGAGCCCUGGAGCUCCGGGAGAAUCCGGACUCUGGGGUUUACGUUCGUGACCUCACAUCGUGUGUCUGCAAGAGCAUCAAGGAGAUUGAGGAGGUGAUGAACGUGGGCAACCAGGCGAGGGCGGUUGGGGCGACGGACAUGAACGAACACUCGUCCCGAUCCCACGCUCUGUUCCUGAUUACAGUAGAGUGCAGCCAGCCUGGACCAGAUGGGAGGAAGCACAUCCGGGUGGGACGCCUCAACCUGGUGGAUCUUGCUGGAAGUGAGCGUCAAGCGAAGACAGGCGUCCAGGGUGAGCGCCUGAAGGAGGCCGCCAAGAUCAACCUGUCCUUGUCGGCGCUGGGGAACGUGAUCUCAGCGCUUGCCGAUGGGCGCAGCAGCCAUGUCCCGUACCGAGACUCCAAGCUGACCCGGCUUUUGCAGGACUCUUUAGGCGGGAACGCAAAAACUGUCAUGGUCGCCACUUUGGGCCCGUCCCCGCAGCACUACGACGAGACCCUCACCACUCUACGUUAUGCCAACAGGGCCAAGAACAUCCAGAACCAGCCCAGAGUCAACGAGGAUCCAAAGGACGCUCUACUGCGAGAGUUCCAGCUGGAGAUCGCUCGUCUCCGGGCUCAGCUUCAUCACAGGAAGUGGAGGAGCAAACAGAAGAAGGAGCAGGUGGACGGAGAGGACUGGGAAGGAGAUGUUGAUGAGGAGACGGAUGGCGAGGAGGAAAAGGCGGUGGAGGAGUACGUGAAGCUGGAGGAGCAAAGGCUGGAAAGGGAGAAACAGGACAUCAGAGAAGAUCAGUUCAUGUUGGCUGAUGAGAAGCAGAGGCUCCUGGGAGAGAAGGAGAGGAUGAUGGGAGAUCUGAGGAAGGAGCAGGAGGCCACAGAACAACUGACCGCCAAGUACAAGGCAAUGGAGAGCAAGCUGCUGGUCGGUGGGAAGAACAUCAUGGAUCACACCAACGAGCAGCAGAAGAUGCUGGAGAUGAAGAGGCAUGAGAUUGCUGAGCAGUCGAGCAGUGAGAGGGAGAUCCAGCAGCAGAUGUUGGUGCAGGACGAGGAGACGGUGGAGCUCAGAGAGACGUUCACCUCUCUGCAGCAGGAGGUGGAGGCCAAGACUAAGAAGCUCAAGAAGUACCUGAAGCUGUAUGCCAAGCUUCAGUGCAUUAAAGCGGAGAUCCAGGACGUGAACGACGAGCACGUGAGGAGCCGGCAGGAGCUGGAGCAAACCCAGAACGAGCUCACCAGAGAGCUCAAGUUCAAGUAUCUGAUCAUCGAGAACUUCAUCCCUCCGGAGGAGAAGAAUAAGAUCAUGAGCCGACUGAACUUCGACACCGAGGAGGACCAGUGGAAGUUUCAGCCUCUGGUUCCCGCAGAAAGUAAAUCCUCGCAGAUGAAGAAGAGGCCGGCAUCUGCAGUUGGAUACAAACGACCAAUCAGCCAGUACGCCAGGGUUGCUAUAGCAAUGGGACCUCACUCCAGAUACAGGGCUGAGAACAUCAUGUUUCUGGAGCUGGACAUGACUCCUCCGAACACCGCCUCUCUGGACCGAUCCACAGACUCUGAGCCGAACCAAAGCCCCUCUCUGGACGGAUCGCCCACCAAGGAGGGCGGCGUCCGCAAGUCCCGCUCCUGGUGCCAGACUCCAAAAUCCAUCACUUCCUCUUCUUCUAAUGUCUCCUUGGCGGCGUGUCACACUGCCACACCGAUGACGGCGCAGUAAAGCUUUAGUGGAGAGGAUUUAUUUUAUUGUUAUUUAUUAAAUUCCUCCACUUCUUCUUCCUUCUUUUUCUCUUUAAAAUGUUGGCCAGUGAUCCUUUAAAAGACUUCUGAGACACACCUGAGGGGUGAUAAACUAAAUUACAUGUGAAGGAUAGGCUAAAAAGGAGGUGAUAAACUACAGGACAAGAAACUAAAUUACCUAAUGAACUUCAGAAACUCUUUGAAACGUCACUUCCUGCUGUUCUACGGAUGUAAAGACCCACCAAAACCUCUCUUCCUUUGCAUGUUCGAGCCUCGGAUCAUCCUUUAAAACAGCUCAGUGUGUGUGUGUGUGUGUGUGUGUGCGUGUGUGCGUGCGUGCGUGCGUGCGUGCGUGCGUGCGUGCGUGCGUGCGUGCGUGCGUGCGUGCGUGCGUGCGUGCGUGAGUGUGUCUGUGCGUGUGUGCGUGUGUGUACAGGGCUGUAUGAUUGCCAGUGUGUGUGUGUGCUUUAACUGUACACUGAUCUGAGAGCUCACAAACUGCUUGAAUCGCCUGUAAGAUAUAAGUGUAAAUAUUUCAUGUAUUUGGGGGGGGUUCGGGGCAGGCUUCGUCUGUUUUCUGUGUAAAAGUGGGGACAGUUGGAUAAGAAAUGCAAGAAGAAAAGUAGAAAAUAUUGGUGUGAUGUGUGUAUUUGUUGGUCAGAUGAGCUGCUGCGAUGACCGUUAACACAGCUGUUUUCUGUCAUUAUUCCUCUGUGUGUCCUCCACUCUCUGAUCUUAAAAGCAAAGCCUUAAAAUAAUGAUUACAAUUGAAUAAUGUGAGGUUGUCACACACAAAACACUUGACUUGGAUUUUUAUUCAUAAAAGUCCAUCAGGUGAAAUGUGUACCUCUUUAAGAUCAGUUUCCAAGGUCCAUUUACCACAGUAACAUCACUAAGGUACUAAUCGAGCCUAAAAUCACAGGAACGGUAGCUUGAUGAAAACAAAGUGUUAACUGACUGA